This is a messenger RNA of Carassius carassius (crucian carp), 1656 nucleotides long. RefSeq lists its product as uncharacterized. The transcript has 5 exons. Lineage: Eukaryota; Metazoa; Chordata; Actinopteri; Cypriniformes; Cyprinidae. Bases 64 to 1656 code for a protein of 530 amino acids. The record is from RefSeq and is a predicted model, not a curated record.
CCUUCUGGGGCAUUAUUGCAAGGUCCAUCUGUAGUUCAACUUCCUCGUUUGUGGUCUGAGACCAUGCCACCAGAGGAUCACAAGUGGAUUGGCAAAAGGCUUUUCAAAAUUGGAUCCAAAGGAAAGCCAGCACUUCGUGAUGACCUCCAGCUCUGGUAUUACCCCCCACAGCCAGCACUUAUUUACAAUCAGGCUCCAGCUCCAGACAGAUUCUUUUGUCAUUCUCUUCUGCUGUGGAUGCCAUACAAGCUGUGGAGGGUUAAGGUUCUCUGUCCCAAUCCAGCCUGCGGACAACAUCAGCUGACAGGAGGUGGUCUGCACAAAAGGGCACGGCAGGUUCUAGACAUUGACAGAACAUACAAUAUGGUCACAGAAACCCUUAUCUGUACCAAGUGUAGAGCCUUGCAUGUGUCCUGGAGUCAGACUGUCCUGCAACAGCUAGAUCUGGGCCAUCGCUCUGAGUUUCAGGUCAUCCUCACGCGGAAGUACGCCUGUGAUAUGCGGGUCAUCAGGCUCUUGCGUGAGCGUGGCUUAGGCAAUAGUCCCACGCGGGUGAUAAAGCAGCUGCGUGAAAACCACAGCGAGCAGUGGCUCCAUCGUCUGGCCCGGUACACCACCCAAUGUGUUGACUUCCUCAAUCAACCCGGGGUGAUGCCAGUAAAAUUCCAGGAGCCCCCAGAGCCUACGGUGGUGCCAAGCUGCAAGUGGUUGCUCACCGUUUACAGCCAAGACAUUCUGACCAGGCUGGAUGAAAUCCAUGCAAGGAUAACAUCCACCUAUGGCUCUGUCUUGAAGAUGGAUUCUACUAAAAAGAUCACCAAGAAGCUGGCUGGGACAGCGAGGGGAACGGGACUCUGGCUUACCUCUGUUGGCAACGAGUUUGGUCAGGUGCUCAUAAGUGUGCUGACAGCCCAGGAAGGAGCAGGACUUGACAUGAUGGUAGACGGUCUGGUGAAAAGAUACCAGCAGGCUGGUGUAAAUCCACCUUCUGUGUUGUACGUGGACUGUGGGUGCUGCAGCGAGGUGAGCGAGAGCAAGCUGAAAACCAGGUUUAGGGGCUGGCCAGAUCUCAUGAUACGCUGGGACAUCUCUGACGUCUCUAUCCUUCGCAAAGCAAAGAGAGAGCUGUUGAUGUCCCAGGGUUGGCCUGCGCUGACAGAUGAAGAUGUAAACAAGCAUCUGACCAGAGAGGAGCUGGCUCUACAUUGCCGGAGGAGGACCCGUGGAGAGGAGACUACCAUGCUUCUCCUUGAACAACUGUUGACAGAGCUCCUGAGCAGCAAGGGCAAUGACUCUCUGGGUGUUCCUCUCUUGGAUCCAGAAAGGAUGGAGCACAUCUGGUGUGUCCAAAAGAAGCACAUCAAGUGUAUCCAAGACCCUCUUGGUGUUUCCCUCUAUACUGAGACCGGGAGCUUAACCAAGGGAGGGAGCAGUGCAAACCGUCUGAACUUUCAGAUUUAUUUGUUGGAGGGUCUACACAGGUGGAACCAGGAUCGGGAGGCAGCUUCCAUGUCAUCGGAGCCAUCAGCUUUACGCAGCUACACAGGAGAACUUGUUCACUGUGUAAACAGCAAUUAUGAAAAGCUGUUUGGCAGGAAAGUGGUCCCCACGUUUUGUCCCCCUGCACGUUACACUGGUAAAAUAAUUUAUUUGUGA